GGCUCCGCCCACCGCUUCUCCGUGGAGUUGCAGGCAAGGAUGUUGGAAGAGAGGAAGAGGGAAGUAGGGGCACACUGGACAGUAGCAGACAGUAAUGUUGCAUAUCGGAUAAACCGUCUGCUCACAAAUAUUAACCCAGUUGUUUCUUCGCCCAGGAUCUCUGAGGAGGGGUGCUCAUAAAACUUGGUGGAUGUGAAGAAGAAGAAGUGAUGAGGCAGUUCUCUGAAGCACUCUGACAGGAUGGCAUCACAGGAGGGCGAGGAGCCCCCUCCAUAUGGAGGUCAAUCAGAUAGCCGUCUAAAGAGCAAGAAGCCGCCCAGCCUUGUAAUAGCAAUCCCUCCACCUGAGGAGAUGAUGUCACACAACCCGGCAAAACAGCCACUGCGACCGUCGGUGAAGAAAAGCAUGAGUGGUCAAGCUGGCGGUUCUCUGUCAGAGAGUGGAGCUGGAGACAGACACUUCUCAGCCAGAGACAGGAGGGACAAGUUUGGCAGACAAACGUCGCUCUCACAAAGCAUCCGCAGGAACACAGCUACAUGGUUUGGCGUGGGAGAGGACUGUGAGACGAAGCAGCAGCUAUGGCACAGGAAGAGCCUGCGCCACUGCAGCCAGCGCUACGGCAAGCUGAAGGCCCAAUAUAGAGAGCCUGAUACGGUCACCAGCAUUGAUCAGGGCCCGGACUCACCAGCUACACAGAGGAUGCCCAAGAUUGUGGAUCCCCUGGCACGGGGGCGAGCAUUCCGCUGCCCAGAUGAGAUUGACAGUCGCUCACCCAGGACGCCCCACACUGCUCAGGGGGGUCCAUUCACCCCGGGUGUCACCUCUCUCAGCUCCUUCACCAGCCAGCGCUCCGGGUACAGCCGCCUCCCAAGACGGAAGAGAGAGUCUGUCGCACGCAUGAGCAUCAGAGCUGCAUCCAACCUGCUGAGGGGUCGUAGUGGUUUGGCAGGCUCACAGACAGGUCGCAGUUUCCCCAAGAGGAGCUUUGUCAGGCCCAGCUGGAUGGAUGAGGACACUGUAGACUCUGCAGACACAUCUGAGUCACUCUUCUUCAGUAAGGUUGAUGCCCAUGAUGAGUUUUACUCAAUGGCCGAUGACGUAUUUGAAUCGCCUCCUAUGUCAGCAGCUUUUGGUCCUUGCGAGCCGCCUGAUCAGAAGUUCCCAAGCCUUAAGGAUAUAUCUCGAACACUCAGGACACCACCAGCAGUGCCUGAAAAAAGGCGUCCACGUCGAGGUGGUCGCAUUGCCUCCCAGGUUAAGCACUUUGCAUUUGACAGACAUAAGCGCCAGUACGGCAUGGGUGUUGUGGGGAAGUGGCUGAACCGACACUACAGAAGAAGCCUCAGCAGCAACAUCCAGAAGCAGUUGGACGACUUCCAAAGCCACAGGCCCUACUUUACCUACUGGAUCACAUUUGUCCACAUAGUAAUCACCCUGUUGGCCUGUUGUACAUAUGGUUUUGCCCCUGUGGGGUUUGCACAACAUUCUACAUCUGAACUGGUGCUGAAGAAUAAAGGCAUUUAUGAGAGUGUCAAGUUUAUUCAACAGGAGAAUUUCUGGAUUGGUCCAAGCUCUGACGACCUGAUCCACCUGGGGGCAAAGUUCUCACCCUGCAUCCGCCAGGACAGACAGAUAGUGAAUCUGAUCCAGAGAGCCAAAAACCUGGAGAGAGAGUCUGGCUGCUGUGUUCAGAAUGACAACUCUGGAUGUGUGCAGACCCUCAGCUCUGACUGCUCAGAGACCCUGGCCACAUUUAUCAAAUGGAACAAUGAGUUUAUAGACAUCUUCAGAUCUUCUGGUUCUGUCUGUCACCAGGAUCCCAGAGUAUGUGAGGAGCCGGCCUCUGCAGAGCCUCAUACGUGGCUCAAUGACAUCACCCAGUGGCCAGUUUGUACAUAUCCUAAGAAGUGGAACCACACAGGCUACAGACAUAUGGACUGUAACAUUAAGGGUCGGCCUUGCUGUAUAGGAACUAAGGGCAGAUGUGAGAUCACGACUCGAGAGUAUUGCUCUUUCAUGCAUGGUUACUUCCACGAGGAGGCCACACUCUGCUCUCAGGUUCACUGUUUGGAUGAUGUGUGUGGCUUACUGCCCUUCCUCAACCCUGAUAUUCCCGAUCAGUUCUACCGUCUGUGGCUCUCUCUCUUCCUCCAUGCAGGACUCUUGCAUUGCGUGGUGUCAGUGGUGUUCCAGAUGACCAUACUGAGAGACCUGGAGAAGUUGGCAGGUUGGGUCCGCAUUUCCAUUAUCUAUAUCCUCAGUGGUAUCACUGGAAACCUGGCCUCUGCCCUGUUCCUGCCCUACAGAGCUGAGGUGGGUCCUGCAGGGUCUCAGUUUGGACUCCUUGCCUGCCUGUUUGUCGAGCUGUUUCAAGGCUGGCAGAUUUUGGAGAAGCCAUGGAAGGCCUUCCUCAAACUACUGGGCAUCGUCCUCUUCCUCUUCCUGUGCGGCCUCCUGCCAUGGAUCGACAACAUUGCUCACAUUUUCGGUUUCCUCAGUGGCUUGCUGCUGUCCUUUGCUUUCCUGCCCUACGUCACCUUCGGUACUUUUGACAAGUACCGUAAACGAAUCCUCAUUGCUGUUUCAUUGUUAGCCUACUUCGGACUCUUCUCCUCCCUCAUCGUUUGGUUUUAUUUUUACCCGAUUAACUGGCACUGGCUAGAGCAUCUCACCUGCCUGCCCAUGACAAACAAAUUCUGUGAAAAGUAUGACAUAGACCACGACAUUAAUGAUGUGGUGCACUAGAUUUCUAGCCAAUGACCAGGCCAGCUGUUCCCAGGUCAACAAAGUGGCCUUUCAGAAAUGUGGCAAUCACCAAGGACCUGAGGAACAGUUCAUGUUCUUGGAAUCAGCUCCAUAGCCUGAGACAUGCCCAGUCCUCCAAAUAUGUCUCAACCUCUUUGUCCUUAGUCAAGUCUGGCACUAGCUAGCAUGUUAAUUUGCUAAUGGGCUAGCAGAUCCCCAGAAUCAGAGGACAGGAAAAGAUACUCAGGAAGUCUAAACUGCGUAGAGCCUGGUGGACCUGAAGGAGGAGAUCUGCAGAGCCAGAGACUGCUGGCUCCUUCAGUUUUGAGAGAAGUCGAUUUAAAGACACCAAUCAAAGAAAAAGACGCCGGCAUGAAUUGCCAAACAAUCACAAACUGUGAGGAUGACUAACAGCUGAAAUGGAAAGAAAGACUGAUACCAAAGUGGGUCAUCACUACAAACAUUGUUCAUUUCUGCUGCUUCUCAAAGUCUGGUGAAACACCAUCAGAGUUUAAAGCUGUUUUUAUCUUUGCUCUUUUGUAUGCACUCAGCAUGUCAUUGUUAUUUGGACCAGUGAAUUGUUGUGAAAGUGAAUAAUGUGUUUAAACUAAUAACCGUGCAGCUGAAAUAUUUAAAUAUUUGUGGUGAACUAAGGCAACAUUUUUAUCUAAAACCACUAGUUGCCUUGAACUGAUUAUGCCAUUCAACUAAGAUGCCUCACAGUGAUUUUCUUAGUGCUUGAGAUCAAUGUCCUAUGCUGAUGAGUACAUGUUUGACCCUUAUCUACCAAAGCAACCUCACAUGCUGCUUUUAUUUACAUGUGGCUUUUAUCUGGAUGUCUUUUCACGAUAUUAAAUUUUUUCACUCCCAAAAACUCAAGGUUCACAUUUAAGCUCUAUAUUUACCAGAUAAUACAGGGGUGCCUAUACCAUUCUGUGAAGAUUCUGUUGAUAAUUUAAUUUAAACAGGUUUCAAUUAUCUAACAGGCAUUUUUUUUUAAAUAGUCAAAGAAUCACAAAACAUGAGUUGUUUCACCCGAGCCUUAUAAUAAUGCUAGGUCAAUAAUAAAGUUCUUUGUUUUCACCUUUUACAACUCUUAAUAAUGUAUGUAAAGUACGGGGAGAAAUUUUCCGCGGGCGCCUCAUUUUCUCUACACUUUUCCCUCCUCUGGACUCCAGCAGCUGUUGCAUUCGGUUUUGGUUAACAGCCAGUAGCUUGGAUUUUUGCUGUCCCGGUGGGUGCCUGAUGAUGUGCUCAGUGUAACACUGUGAUUUCACAAGUCAAAACACAAUCGUAAUUUCAGUGAUUUUAUCCAUUGGUUAUUGAAGGGGCGUUUAACAGUGGUGGUAGCCAUAUUUUAAACGCUGACUCCAUCUAACUUUCAGCCAACUUGGACACAGACAAAGAGGCGAAUCUGAGGCGGGCCUUUAACCUUCAGUCAAACAGCUACAGCGCAUUCACCUGUCAGUCAUUUUACCAAGCCCCUAAUGAUGUACAUGUAUGCAUUACUGUAAGCCUUAACACUAUCAAAAUAGAUGAGUUGUAAGAGAACAAAGCCCCACAUACAGUUUAUAUGCAAAAAAAUAAAUAUGCUUUUGUUUACAUGUUUAGUUCUGCUGUCAUAAUUGGCAUUUAACCUAAUGGGGUCUCCUUGGCAUAAGAGACAGCCUCAAGUAGACACUGAAGGAGCUGCAGUUUUCUACAAUUCCACAUUGGCUUCAUUUUUCAACACUGCAGAUUGCUGAUCUGAGAUUUGCUUUUGUUUUAUGUCAUGUCAACUCACAGCUGUUAAGAAAGCCACUAAUGUCUACUGUGUGGGGAUUAUAGGAGUUAAGUGAGUUAUGAGAUUAUGUUAGAUUGUUUCAGUUGUUUUUGAGAGCAUGAGUUCAUACAGAUUUGGUUGUGUAUUUUGAAAUAUCUGCAUCAUUUAAAUACCACUGAGGUAAUUUUUUUAAGGUCAUCUAUUUCAAGAUAGAAGACUGCUCACACAGCAAUGGGGAGAAUGUGAACAGCAACAUACAUCUUCAUGACACCCUGCCCUUUAAGCAUGCCACAAAUAAAUCUUCUAUCAUGGCUGUAAUCUGUUUGCACUGGGACCAAAAUUAUUUAACUUUUUUUCUAUUUAUUGGAAUAACAAGGGCGACUUGUAGAUUCAAUUCAAAUCAUGGUAAAGGUACUGUUCUGUUUGGUUCAGUUUUAUAUGUGAGAAAUGUAUGUUAAAGCUGCCAUUUCAAAAUAAAAGCUAUUCUCAUAACAA
Molecule: messenger RNA, 5002 nt
Organism: Notolabrus celidotus (New Zealand spotty)
Lineage: Eukaryota; Metazoa; Chordata; Actinopteri; Labriformes; Labridae
Product: inactive rhomboid protein 2-like
Exons: 19
Coding region: 241-2745 (834 amino acids)
Biological process (GO): regulation of protein secretion; regulation of epidermal growth factor receptor signaling pathway
Cellular component (GO): endoplasmic reticulum membrane
Molecular function (GO): serine-type endopeptidase activity
Source: RefSeq, a predicted model, not a curated record